Molecule: messenger RNA, 852 nt
Organism: Rhineura floridana
Lineage: Eukaryota; Metazoa; Chordata; Lepidosauria; Squamata; Rhineuridae
Product: peptidase inhibitor 16-like
Exons: 4
Coding region: 87-728 (213 amino acids)
Cellular component (GO): extracellular region
Source: RefSeq, a predicted model, not a curated record
GGUGGUCUCAGUAGUUUCCUCUAACACGUAAUGCCGGCGAUGCUUCGCUCAGCUGCUACGUCCCCUCUUUGCAGGGCUGGCGUAACAUGAGCUGGGAUUCAGAACUGGAAGCCUUUGCCAAAUACUAUGCAACAAAAUGCAUUUGGGAACACCACAAGGAGCGGGGCCAGCAAGGUGAGAACUUCUUUGCCAUGUCUGGCAAUCUGGAUGUGAAGACAGCAGUGGAAAACUGGUACAGUGAGUACCAGUAUUACAAUAUGACCACAUCAACCUGUGAAGAGGGGCAGUUGUGUGGUCACUAUACACAGGUGGUCUGGGCAAACAGUGAGCAUGUUGGCUGCGGGACGGUGUUCUGUGAAACCCUGGAAAUUCUGAAUGACACUGACUUGCAUUUGGUCGUCUGCAACUAUGAGCCCCCGCAUUUUGUCCUGGGAUUCCCAGAAGAUGAGCGGCAUAUUGCUCACUGGCUUCUUGGGUUGCAGCUGUGGCUGGGCAGAGGCUGUACACUUGCCCCACUCCACCGGGAUCAAAAGCAGAAAUGUCUCCUGAUGAAGAUCCAGUUCCAUAAAUGUAACACGUUUCAGAAAGGCAGCAUGGCACCUCUUGGGCUGCACAUUAAUCACCAAGCCACAGUGAAAGUUUAUACAAACCACGAGGGCCUGUCUUUAUUCUAUAAUAAAUUGUGCAACUUCUGCUACUGUUUUGGCCAUAGUAAAGCAAGGCUGUAAUGGCAAUUGUAUCCAGAGAUGAAAUUCCUGACAUACCAUAGCCCUUGCUCUUGAUUAUCUUAAAGCACCUUGAACAUCUUAGCACUGAUAAAUUGUGCUCCUUGAUUUCCCUAAUUCAAUGAUA